AUGGACAACGUCCCAGACAGUGAGAUGCUCGUCGACGAAUAUGAGCAGUAUCACAAUGACAGAACCGACGAAGUCGUCGUCUCUCGGUCCGGAUCGGAGGAACCGGAGCCAGAGCCUCUUGCCGACGAUCAUGCAGCAAUGAUGGCCCGGAUCCUCCCGAAAGACCCCGAUUUGGAAACAGAAGAUGAGACAUAUCACACAUGGCAUAUUCAGGAUUGGCGGAAACUCAAGAAGAAGGAACACGGCCCGGUCUUCCAGUGCGCCGGCUCUCCUUGGCGAGUCCUCUUCUUUCCUUACGGUAAUCAUGUCGAACACGCAUCCUUUUACCUGGAGCAUGCUUGGGAAAACGAACCUCCAGCAAACUGGUACGCUUGCGUUCAGUUCGCUCUGGUUUUGUCCAACGUAAACGACCCAUCCAUCUACAUCUCUCACGUCGCCACACAUCGAUUUAAUGCGGACGAGGGUGACUGGGGAUUUACCCGAUUUUGUGAACUGCGCAGGCUCUUUAACGUGCCAUGGGAGGGCCGCGGCGUCCCUCUGGUGCAGAACGACGAGGCCAAGAUCACAGCAUACGUGCGUGUCGUCAAGGAUCCCACAGGAGUACUGUGGCACAGCUUCCAGAACUACGACUCGAAGAAGGAAACAGGCAUGGUUGGGCUGAAGAACCAGGGCGCAACCUGCUAUCUGAAUUCGCUUCUGCAAUCUUUAUACUUCACCAACAAAUUCCGCAAGGCCGUCUACGAAAUUCCGACAGAGGCCGAGGCUUCGAGAGACAACAGUGCUUGGACUCUUCAGAGACUGUUCUAUAACCUCCAAACCAGUGAGAAUUCUGUCUCGACAACAGAACUCACAGCAUCCUUCGGCUGGGAAUCGCGACAAAUCUUUGAGCAACAGGAUGUCCAGGAGCUUUCUCGAAAGCUUAUGGAGAGGAUGGAGGAGAAGAUGAAGGGCACGCCGGCAGAGAAGGCACUCCCGGAGAUGUUCGUCGGAAAAACGAAAACCUAUAUCUCCUGCAUCAAUGUCGACUACGAAUCGUCACGAGUGGAGGACUUCUGGGAUAUCCAACUCAACGUUCGAGGCAACAAGACUCUCGACGACAGUUUCAAGGACUACAUCCAGGUGGAGACUCUUGAAGGCGAGAACAAGUACGAUGCCGGACAGCCCUACGGUCUCCAGGACGCCAAGAAGGGUGUGAUCUUUGAGAGCUUCCCACCCGUUUUGCACCUUCAUCUCAAGCGAUUCGAGUAUGACAUCCAUCGUGACGCCAUGAUGAAGAUCAACGACCGCCACGCCUUCCCCAUGGAGUUCGACGCCACCCCCUACCUUUCUAACGAUGCUGAUAAGUCUGAACCCUGGAUCUACGAGUUGCACGGUGUGCUGGUGCACAGCGGUGAUCUUAAUGCCGGCCAUUACUACGCCUUUUUGAAACCUACCAAGGAUGGACACUGGUACCGGUUCGACGACGAUCGGGUGACCCGGGCGACGGACAAGGAGGUGCUCGAGGAGAACUACGGUGGUGAAUAUGAGCUGGCCAACGGCGCGGCUGGUGUCAGACAGCCUUACACCCGUGGGCUGUCGACAAAGCGCUCAAUGAACGCUUACAUGCUGGUAUACAUUCGGAAGUCGAGAUUGGAUGAUGUUCUCUUGCCUAUCACAAAGGAGCAAGUUCCUUCCCACAUCGAAAACCGACUCGUGGAAGAACGUAUCGAGUUGGCGCGCAGAAAGAAGGAGAGAGAAGAAGCCCACCUGUAUAUCAAUGUUGGCGUAUUGAGCGACGAGUCUUUCCAGGCCCAUCACGGAUUCGAUCUCACAAGUGCAGACCUGCCAGCCACCGAUCCCGCGGUACCGAAGCAAUACAGAAUCCUCCGGGCUAAGAAGGUCGGAGAAUUUGCACAGCAGCUCGCAGAGGAGAAGGGUCUCGAUCCUGAACAGGUCCGUUUCUGGGUCAUGGUGAAUCGACAGAACAAGACGACUCGGCCGGACCAAGUCAUCAAGGAUCAGGACAUGACUGUGGAGGAAGCUUACAAUCGCUAUGGCACGAAAGGAAACCCGUUCAAGGUCUGGAUGGAAGUGGGCCAGCCUUCCGCAGAUGGAUCGAUCUCCUGGCCGGAUAACAACUCGGUCCUCGUCUUUUUGAAACACUUCGAUGCGCCCUCGCAAACAAUCGCAGGUGUCGGUGCAGUCUAUGUGCGCAAGACACAGAAGGUUGCUGACCUCGCCCCUAUCAUCCUCGAGAAGAUGGGCUGGCCUGCUGGGACCGAGUUCAUGCUGUUCGAAGAGAUCAAACAUAACAUGAUCGACGUGAUGAAGCCGAAGCAGACCUUCCAGCAGUCCGAGAUUCAGGAUGGAGACAUCAUCACCUUCCAGAGAACGAUCAAGGAGUCAGACCUACCGGCAACCGCCUUGUAUACGGACGCAAGGCAAUAUUAUGAUUACCUGCUGAACAGGAUAAACAUCACUUUUGCUCCGAUCAAGGCGGAUGAAGGCGAUGAGUUUACACUCACGUUGAGUCGUAAGAUGACUUACGAUCAGUUCUCGAAGAAGGUCGGCGAGCACCUGAACGUGGAAUCGACUCAUCUGCGCUUCGCGCCGGUCCUUGCAAGUACCGGCAAGCCGAAGGCGUUCAUUAAGCGGAACUCUAACCAACCCAACCAAACCCUGUAUCAUAUUCUCGGUGGGCAAGCAACAACCUACGGAUACAGCAUGCAUCGCCAGGAUGCCUUGUACUACGAGGUUCUGGAAACUAGCCUGAGUGACUUUGAGUCUAAGACCUGCCUGAAGGUUACAUGGCUUCCUGAAGGCAUCACCAAGGAGCAACUGGUGGAGGUCUUGGUUCCUCGCGACGGUACCAUCGCAGACCUUGUGGCCGGCCUUCAGAAGAAGGCAAACCUGGACGACGAGACGAUCCGCGAGACCCGCGUCUACGAGACACACGGCGGCAAGAUCUACCGCGAAUUCCAGGCUGACUCGAAGAUCGCUGGAAUCAAUGAAUUCGUGUCGCUUUACGCCGAGAGGGUUCCCGAAGAAGAGGCCAACAUGCAGGACGGCGAGCGGACGAUAAAUGCCUUCAACUUUGACCGCGAGGUCAACCGGCCGCAUGGUGUGCCUUUCAAGUUUGUUAUGAAGCCGGGCGAGAUUUUCAAGCAGACCAAGGAGCGACUGUCUAAGCGGACUGGCAUCAAGGGCAAGCAAUUUGAGAAGAUCAAGUUUGCUGUGGUGUCUCGCAACAUGUAUUCCAACCCGCGCUAUGUGGAAGAUGGUGAGUGGCCCGACCCUGUUGUUUAG
Messenger RNA from Aspergillus luchuensis, 3285 nucleotides. RefSeq names its product ubiquitin-specific protease UBP15. Lineage: Eukaryota; Fungi; Ascomycota; Eurotiomycetes; Eurotiales; Aspergillaceae. Gene Ontology annotation, molecular function: cysteine-type deubiquitinase activity; cysteine-type endopeptidase activity; protein binding. Gene Ontology annotation, biological process: regulation of protein stability; protein deubiquitination. Gene Ontology annotation, cellular component: nucleus; cytosol. The coding region runs from base 1 to 3285 and encodes 1094 amino acids. The record is from RefSeq and is a predicted model, not a curated record. The transcript is spliced from 10 exons.